AAUUUUUGACCUAUUAUUUCUAGCAGAACUUAAAAUAGUAAAGUGAAACAUAAGGUAAUUCGGUGCAAAUAUUCGUGGAAUGAGGCGAAAUUUCUGAAAUCAGACGAAAAAGAUAAAAUGCAAUUCAAAAAGAUGGCGAUUAAUUGUUCUAAAGUGGACGUAGAAAUGAAAUCACAAAGAUAUGGAAGGCGAGAAAUAUUGUAUUGCAAUUCGCCAGAAUAAGUAUUAUCCCACAACGCGUCGUUUCUCUUCCUUGUUUCCUGUAAUACCUCUUUGAAAUUUCGCUCAACUAAUUUGUGAAAUUGAUAUGCCAUGUUUGCCAACCGCAGUAUGGUAGUUUUAUCAACAUAACCACAACAAACGCUUAUUCGCAAAGCCCACGAGUAUUUAAGACACUCAGUAAAUCAUUUAUUGCGCAAUUGCACUUCUCCAGUUUUUAGUAAAUCUUAAAUUUGACCUCAUGUCCAACAAAUUCGAAGCGCUGAAAACGAGUGAUGACAGUGGUGAGGAUGAAAAUUGCUCAAAAGACUUACAAAAAAUUGAAAAAGAUGCCUUAACACCUCUUACAAUUCCUCCUGGAGACCACAAAUUGCAAUAUGAGUACUGGUUGUGGUUUAGUCAUCGAUCUCCUGGCAAGCAAGCCUCAGUUCAGAAUUAUGACCAGAAUUUAAAGCUCAUUGGGCGCUUUGCAUCUGUGGAGCAGUUUUGGGCAAUAUAUAGUCAUCUUGCAAGACCUUCAGAAUUACAGAGUCACAGUGACUUCCAUUUAUUUAAAGUCGGAAUUAAACCCAUGUGGGAGGACACUGCUAAUCAGCGUGGAGGAAAAUGGAUUGUGCGUUUGAGAAAAGGAUUAGCUUCCAGAUGUUGGGAAAAUUUAGUUCUAGCAAUGUUGGGGGAACAAUUUAUGGUUGGGGAAGAAAUUUGCGGUGCAGUAGUGUCUAUAAGGUUUCAGGAAGACAUUAUAUCAGUUUGGAAUAAAACGGCUCAAGAUGCAGGAACUACAGCACGAAUACGGGACACAUUGCGACGUGUGUUGAACCUCCCUCCAAACACUAUUUUAGAAUACAAGACCCAUAUCGAUAGUUUAAAAGCUUGGAAAGCUGUUCCUUCGACCAACAACUGAAGCAUGUUGCUGACAUCAUGUUUGAGCAUUGUUGCAAGUAUGCCUUGUGAAAGAGAAAAUUGAAACUAAUCAUCUAAGAAAAUUUAUAUCUCUAACACCAGUAUUGUUCUACAAUUACUUCUUGAAAGAUUUUUAAGUGCUGAAAGUAUUUUUGAAAGAAAAGUUAAUAAAAUGUCAUAUUAAGUUACACUGGAUCUGGCUUUUAGUUGCCUGACCAGAGAAACUAAACAUUAUGUACAUGUUAUAAUAUACUGAAGUUUUGUCCUCACCUUGAGAAGUAUUACAUUACAGAAGAAUAUAUUAUUACUCAUGCAAGCCCUUCUUUUCAGAGACAACUCCAGCUUCAGAAACACUGACGUUUUUACAAGAUAGCAUAGUGCACCAAUUCUCAUAUUUGAUAUGAGAAGCAAUGCAACAAAAGGAAUACUUUACCCCAAGUUAACUUUCUUUUGUAUAAUUUUAACUUAUUUUUAAAGAUGUUUAUAGAAAUGGGAAUCCAUUCCUGAGUUGUACAAAUGUACUAGGAUGUAAUUGUUAUGUUGACUGAAAAUAAAGAGAGAAUUGGUGAUUUGUAUAAAAAAUCUCAUUUAAUCCCAGACAUUGGCUAUUGAAAAAAACGCGUUAAAGCAAGACAUUAAAAAUACCCAGAUGAGAGAAUUGAU
Messenger RNA from Gryllus bimaculatus (two-spotted cricket), 1785 nucleotides. Lineage: Eukaryota; Metazoa; Arthropoda; Insecta; Orthoptera; Gryllidae. The record is from the annotation of a GenBank genome assembly.